Molecule: messenger RNA, 990 nt
Organism: Myzus persicae (green peach aphid)
Lineage: Eukaryota; Metazoa; Arthropoda; Insecta; Hemiptera; Aphididae
Product: replication protein A 70 kDa DNA-binding subunit-like
Exons: 6
Coding region: 1-990 (329 amino acids)
Source: RefSeq, a predicted model, not a curated record
AUGGCCGGUGUGGUAAAUAUUCGAGACAUCGAUCAGUCAUUGGGAUCAAGUUUUCAGAUUAAAGCACGUGUUUUAAAAGUUCACGAGUUACGUACCUUCAAAAAUAAUACAGGAAAACUUUUUUGUGUGGAUAUAUUUGAUGCUACGGGAGAAAUACGUCUCACCGCUUUUAAUAACGAUGCCGAAAAUGUGUGCUCAAUUUUCAAGAAAGACCAGAUUUUUAGCAUAGUAAAUGGAAAAAUUAACAAAGCUAAUAAAUUAUACAAUCGCCUUAAUCAUAAUUAUGAAAUUAUAAUGGGACCUAUGACAAUUAUUACUCAAAUAGAAGAUACAUCGGAUGUAGUUCCAACACACGUCACUCUUAUGACGUUUGAUAACACUAUUGGAGUAAUAAUUCGCAUAGAAGACAUAGUAGACAUUGUAAAGCCAACCAAAACACUGAAACUACGAGAUGUUAUAAUAGCAGAUAAUACUGGAAUCGAGGUUACACUUACGCUAUGGAACGAAGAAGCUUCUGUAUUUAGUGGAAAAAUAGAAGACGUUCUUUCAGUUGAGAAGGGUAAAUUAGUUGUUUAUAAAAAAGGUAAAAAAUUAUCUGUAACGCAGUCUACUGUUAUACAAAUUAACCCUAAUUGGCCUGAAAAAGAAGUGUUAAAAGAAUGGUAUAAAAAUGAGGGCCAAUAUCAAGUCGAUAGAAUGGAUUUAACACAAUCAUCAAAUAGUUUAAACAAAUUGACUUACAUAGCAACUUUCUAUAAUGUGUGUUGUAUUUUUUUUUCAAUAACAGAUAACGCAUAUUUAACAUCAGUAGAUGAUAAGAUUUUUUCACAAAUAGUGGAAGACGAAAAGUCUACGAAACGUCGUUUAGAUGAGAUAUACAUCCUCCAAGAACAGCUGCAAAGUGAAAUUAUUGAACUUACAUUUAAAAAAAUUAGAUUAAAUCUCGAACGUCAAGCGGUAGAAAAUAGGAUUAUUAAUAGAAGACAAUAA